GGACGUGGAGCUGCUACCGAGGAGGAGACGGGGGAAAGAACACCCGUAGGCAGGCCAAUGGUUUUUCGGCAGCGCGCUGGCAAGUUUGUGGAACACUUUCUAGGAAUUAGGUCUUUUUCCUCCCCCUUCAUCUUCUUGACUUCUGAAGAAAGAACUUGGCUUUGGAUGGCAAUGGAGCCUGAGGAGAGAGGGUUAGACACACUUGAAUAAUCCCUCCGGCUGGGCUGAAUUUGUGGGAAUUUAGGAAGCCAGAGGGUGGAAAUACAGCAGCUUUUGGAGUGCCCUCUGUUAAUUUGGAUGAAUCUAAACGUGCCCCAUUCAAGACCUCUCCACUAACCCCUUCUCAUCUUGGCGAUUUGCUCUUCCUGACUUUAAUUAGCAUCUAGGAAAGUCUAAACUUUGGACCUACCUCUUUUUUUGAUACUUAUUUUUGUACUUUUGCUCUCUGGGAUUGGUUUCUUAAACAGUCUGGAUCCUUUUUAAUAUGUCAAAAUGAGUCGGCUGAUGUUUACACAACUACUGCUCUGUGGAUUUUUAUACGUUCGGGUUGACGGAUCUCGUCUUCGCCAGGAAGACUUCCCCCCGCGGAUUGUGGAGCACCCUUCAGAUGUCAUUGUCUCUAAGGGAGAGCCCACCACUUUGAACUGUAAGGCAGAGGGCCGGCCAACGCCCACCAUUGAGUGGUACAAGGAUGGUGAGCGGGUGGAGACUGACAAGGAUGAUCCCCGGUCCCACAGGAUGCUUCUGCCCAGCGGAUCCUUAUUUUUCUUGCGCAUCGUACAUGGGCGCAGAAGCAAACCCGAUGAAGGAAGCUAUGUCUGUGUUGCAAGGAACUAUCUCGGUGAAGCAGUGAGUCGAAAUGCAUCUCUGGAAGUGGCAUUGUUACGAGAUGACUUCCGGCAAAAUCCCACAGAUGUUGUAGUAGCAGCUGGAGAGCCUGCCAUCUUGGAGUGCCAACCUCCCAGGGGACACCCAGAACCCACCAUUUACUGGAAGAAAGACAAAGUUCGAAUUGAUGACAAGGAAGAAAGAAUAAGUAUCCGUGGUGGAAAACUGAUGAUCUCCAAUACCCGGAAAAGCGAUGCAGGGAUGUAUACCUGUGUUGGCACCAAUAUGGUGGGAGAAAGAGACAGUGAUCCAGCAGAGCUGACUGUCUUUGAACGACCCACAUUUCUCAGGAGGCCAAUUAACCAGGUGGUGCUGGAGGAAGAAGCUGUAGAAUUCCGUUGUCAGGUCCAGGGAGAUCCUCAACCAACUGUGCGAUGGAAAAAGGAUGAUGCCGACUUGCCAAGAGGAAGGUAUGACAUCAAAGAUGAUUACACACUGAGAAUUAAAAAGGCCAUGAGUACAGAUGAAGGCACCUAUAUGUGUAUUGCUGAGAAUCGGGUUGGAAAAGUAGAAGCCUCUGCUUCUCUCACAGUCCGAGCUCGCCCUGUUGCUCCUCCACAGUUUGUGGUUAGGCCAAGAGAUCAGAUUGUUGCUCAAGGUCGAACAGUGACAUUUCCCUGUGAAACUAAAGGAAACCCACAGCCAGCUGUUUUUUGGCAAAAAGAAGGCAGCCAGAACUUGCUUUUUCCAAAUCAACCCCAGCAACCCAACAGUAGAUGCUCUGUUUCGCCAACUGGAGACCUCACAAUUACCAACAUUCAGCGCUCAGAUGCGGGUUACUAUAUCUGCCAGGCCCUAACUGUGGCGGGAAGCAUUUUAGCAAAAGCUCAACUGGAAGUUACUGAUGUUUUGACAGAUAGACCUCCACCCAUAAUUCUACAAGGCCCGGCCAACCAAACACUAGCAGUAGAUGGUACAGCAUUACUGAAAUGUAAAGCUACUGGGGAUCCUCUUCCUGUAAUUAGCUGGUUGAAGGAGGGAUUUACUUUUCUGGGUAGAGAUCCAAGAGCAACUAUACAAGAACAAGGGACACUGCAGAUUAAGAAUUUACGGAUUUCUGAUACUGGUACUUACACUUGUGUGGCUACAAGUUCAAGUGGGGAGACUUCGUGGAGUGCUGUGCUGGAUGUGACAGAAUCUGGAGCAACAAUCAGUAAAAAUUAUGACUUAAGUGAACUGCCAGGGCCACCAUCCAAACCACAGGUCACUGACGUUACUAAGAACAGUGUCACCUUGUCCUGGCAACCAGGUACCCCUGGAGCCCUUCCAGCAAGUGCAUAUAUCAUUGAGGCUUUCAGCCAAUCGGUGAGCAACAGCUGGCAGACGGUGGCAAACCAUGUAAAGACCACGCUCUACACAGUGAGGGGAUUGCGGCCCAAUACGAUCUAUUUAUUUAUGGUCAGAGCGAUCAACCCCCAAGGUCUCAGUGACCCAAGCCCCAUGUCAGAUCCCGUGCGCACACAAGAUAUCAGCCCACCAGCACAAGGAGUGGACCACAGACAAGUACAGAAAGAACUAGGAGAUGUCAUUGUCCGUCUUCAUACUCCAGUUGUGUUGACUCCCACCACGGUUCAAGUCACGUGGACGGUUGAUCGCCAACCCCAGUUUAUUCAGGGCUACCGAGUGAUGUAUCGUCAGACCUCCGGCCUGCAGGCAACAUCAACUUGGCAGAAUUUAGAUGCCAAAGUCCCAACUGAGCGAAGUGCUGUCUUAGUCAACCUGAAAAAGGGGGUGACUUAUGAAAUUAAAGUUAGACCCUAUUUUAAUGAGUUCCAAGGAAUGGACAGUGAAUCUAAAAUAAUUCGUACUACUGAAGAAGCCCCAAGUGCCCCUCCACAAUCUGUCACUGUGCUGACAGUAGGAAGCCACAAUAGCACAAGUAUUAGUGUUUCCUGGGAUCCUCCUCCUCCAGAUCAUCAGAAUGGAAUCAUCCAAGAAUACAAGAUCUGGUGCCUGGGGAAUGAAACACGAUUCCAUAUCAACAAAACUGUGGAUGCAGCCAUUCGAUCUGUAAUAAUUGGUGGAUUGUUCCCAGGUAUCCAAUACCGGGUAGAGGUUGCCGCUAGCACGAGUGCAGGGGUUGGAGUAAAAAGUGAGCCGCAGCCAAUAAUCAUUGGGGGACGUAAUGAAGUUGUCAUUACUGAAAACAAUAACAGUAUUACUGAGCAAAUCACUGAUGUUGUGAAGCAGCCAGCCUUUAUAGCUGGUAUUGGUGGUGCCUGCUGGGUAAUUUUGAUGGGUUUUAGCAUCUGGUUGUAUUGGCGAAGAAAGAAGAGAAAGGGACUCAGUAACUAUGCUGUUACAUUUCAAAGAGGCGAUGGAGGACUAAUGAGCAAUGGGAGCCGUCCUGGUCUUCUAAAUGCUGGGGAUCCCAGUUACCCAUGGCUUGCUGAUUCAUGGCCAGCCACAAGCUUGCCAGUAAACAACAGCAAUAGUGGCCCAAAUGAGAUUGGGAAUUUUGGACGUGGAGAUGUGCUACCGCCAGUUCCAGGCCAAGGGGAUAAAACAGCAACGAUGCUCUCAGACGGAGCCAUUUACAGCAGCAUUGACUUCACGACCAAAACCACUUACAACAGUUCCAGCCAAAUAACACAGGCCACCCCAUAUGCCACCACACAGAUCUUGCAUUCCAACAGCAUCCAUGAAUUGGCGGUCGAUCUGCCCGAUCCACAGUGGAAAAGCUCGAUUCAGCAAAAAACAGACCUGAUGGGAUUCGGAUAUUCUCUACCUGAUCAGAACAAAGGUAACAAUGGUGGGAAAGGUGGAAAAAAGAAGAAAAAUAAAAACUCUUCUAAACCACAGAAAAACAAUGGAUCGACCUGGGCCAAUGUUCCUCUACCUCCUCCCCCAGUCCAGCCCCUUCCUGGUACAGAGCUGGAACACUAUUCAGUGGAACAGCAAGAAAAUGGGUAUGACAGUGAUAGCUGGUGCCCGCCAUUACCAGUACAAACAUACUUACACCAGGGUAUGGAAGAUGAACUGGAAGAAGACGAUGAUCGUGUCCCAACACCUCCUGUCCGAGGCGUGGCCUCUUCUCCUGCUAUUUCCUUUGGACAGCAGUCCACUGCAACUCUUACUCCAUCCCCCCGGGAAGAGAUGCAGCCCAUGCUGCAAACUCACCUGGAUGAGUUGACAAGAGCCUAUCAGUUUGAUAUAGCCAAGCAAACGUGGCACAUUCAAAGCAAUAAUCAACCUCCACAGCCCCCGGUUCCACCAUUAGGUUAUAUGUCCGGAGCCUUGAUUUCCGAUUUGGAAACAGAUGUUCCAGAUGAUGAUGCGGACGAUGAGGAGGAAGCUUUAGAAAUCCCCCGGCCCCUGAGAGCACUAGAGCAGACACCCGGAUCCAGUAUGGACAAUCUAGACAGCUCUGUGACAGGUUCAAUGGUAAAUGGAUGGGGCUCUGCAUCUGAUGAGGACCGUAACUUUUCUAGUCAUAGAUCUAGUGUAGGUAGUUCCUCAGAUGGCGCCAUCUUUGCCAGCGGCAGCUUUGCACAAGCACUGGUGGCAGCAGCAGAUAAAGCUGGUUUUAGGCUGGAUGGAACCAGCCUUACGAGAACAGGCAAAGCUUUUACCUCCUCUCAGAGACCUCGACCAACCAGCCCAUUUUCUACUGACAGUAAUACCAGUGCGGCCCUGAGUCAAAGUCAGAGGCCUCGGCCCACUAAAAAACACAAGGGAGGGCGAAUGGACCAACAACCAGCUUUGCCUCACCGAAGGGAAGGAAUGACAGAUGAGGAGACAUUGGUGCCCUAUAGCAAGCCCAGUUUCCCGUCUCCAGGAGGUCACAGCUCAUCAGGAACAGCGUCUUCUAAAGGAUCCACUGGACCGAGGAAAGCUGAGGUGUUGAGGGGAAGUCACCAGCGCAAUGCCAGCGACCUUCUUGACAUAGGAUAUAUGGGCUCGAAUAGUCAAGGACAGUUUACAGGUGAAUUAUAGUAACUGAGAGGAGACAUGCAAAGCUGCUCUGAAGGACCACCAGGUCUGAACUCAUGGAAGUGAUGACACUAAACAGUGCAAUGAACAAUUUCUUUAUUUAUGUACUAUUAAAAGAACUGUAAAUGCAAUGUAAAGACACACAGCCACACAUAUCCCACAGAUAUUUUACUUGUGUUCUUCUCUUAAGUACACCACCCACCUUAACUCUUUCUUGUCAGGAGUAUAUAAAAAAGAAAGAAAACAAAACUCGCCCUCCAGGAAGAAAAGGAUUUUCCUCUGUAUAUAAUGUCUUUCGUGCAUUGCUAUGCAAGCUCCUUCUUUUUAGCU
Molecule: messenger RNA, 5151 nt
Organism: Enhydra lutris kenyoni (northern sea otter)
Lineage: Eukaryota; Metazoa; Chordata; Mammalia; Carnivora; Mustelidae
Product: roundabout guidance receptor 2
Exons: 28
Coding region: 493-4824 (1443 amino acids)
Molecular function (GO): protein binding
Source: RefSeq, a predicted model, not a curated record